Molecule: messenger RNA, 762 nt
Organism: Acaulospora colombiana
Lineage: Eukaryota; Fungi; Glomeromycota; Glomeromycetes; Diversisporales; Acaulosporaceae
Source: the annotation of a GenBank genome assembly
CGAUGGAGCAAAAAUCGCUUUGUCACUGAUGUGAACUGGUCGAGUAGGAAUCCCGAAUUAAGCGUUGCAUCAUAUAACAAAAAUCCCUUUAACAUGAAUGAUCCAGAUGGUAUCGUUUUAGUAUGGAAUUUAAGGCUUGUUGAACGUCCCGAAUUCAUUUUCCACUCUCAGGCAAGCUCUUACGUUCUUACAACUAUGUUUUCUGAUUUCCACCCGAAUUAUGUUAUUGGUGGAACCUAUUCUGGUCAAAUUCUACUUUGGGAUACGAGAGCGAAAUGUCUACCUGUUCUCAAAACUCCAUUAUCUUCUAACGGUCACACUCACCCUGUGUACUCGAUGCAAAUGGUUGGAACCCAAAAUGCCCACAAUCUUAUUACUGCAAGUACUGACGGAUUGGUGUGUUCCUGGCAGUUGGAUAUGUUAUUGCAGCCAACGGAAACUUUGGAAUUGGUACAUUCCGAGCACAAUAAAACAGAAGAGGUUUCCGUUACAUCAUUUUGCUUCCCUGAAAAUGAAUCUUCCGCUUUCUGGGUGGGAACAGAAGAAGGGAAUGUAUAUCAAGCCAAUAGAUUCGGCCACGCCGGAGGUAAAGCAGGAAUUAAUCCGUACGACUUUUACAAAGGACACUGGGGUCCCGUCACAGGACUCCACUUUCAUCCUCUUGCAGGACCUAUUGAUUUCUCCGACCUAUUCCUAACCUCUUCUGUGGACUGGACCGUUAAACUAUGGAAAGCCAAAUCAAUUUCGAAACCAUCUGCGGGA